Molecule: messenger RNA, 1092 nt
Organism: Carlito syrichta (Philippine tarsier)
Lineage: Eukaryota; Metazoa; Chordata; Mammalia; Primates; Tarsiidae
Product: netrin receptor DCC-like
Exons: 5
Coding region: 1-1092 (363 amino acids)
Biological process (GO): cell-cell adhesion
Source: RefSeq, a predicted model, not a curated record
AUGACUUUCCGCAGACCGACUCAAAUAAGAAAAACUAGCCUUGAGUUGAAUGCACAUACGGCUUUAUGCCUACAUUUUAGCCAAAAAGAUUUAGAAAUCUUCUCAAGCCAACAUUUGGAGGGUUUCCAAAUCAAAGCGUUCACAGCCCUGCGCUUCCUCUCAGAACCUUCUGAUGCCAUCACCAUGCGGGGAGGAAACGUCCUCCUUGACUGCUCUGCGGAGUCUGACCGGGGCGUGCCGGCGAUCAAGUGGAAGAAGGAUGGCAUCCACCUGGUCUUGGGAUCGGAUGACCGGAAGCAGCAGCUCUCCAAUGGGUCUCUGUUCAUACAGAACAUACUUCAUUCCAGACACCAUAAGCCAGAUGAGGGACUCUACCAAUGUGAGGCAUCUGUAGGAGAUGCUGGGUCCAUUGUCAGUCGGACAGCGAAAGUUGCCGUAGCAGGACCACUGAGGUUCCUUUCCCAGACAGAAUCUGUCACAGCCUUCAUGGGAGACACAGUGCUGCUCAAGUGUGAAGUCAUUGGGGAACCCAUGCCAACAAUACACUGGCAGAAGAACCAACAAGACCUGACUCCAAUCCCAGGUGAUUCCCGAGUGGUGGUCUUGCCCUCUGGGGCAUUGCAGAUCAGCCGGCUUCAAGCAGGGGACAUCGGAAUUUACCGAUGCUCAGCUCGGAAUCCAGCCAGCUCAAGAACAGGAAGUGAAGCCGAAGUCAGAGUUUUGUCAGAUCCGGGACUGCAUCGGCAACUGUAUUUUCUGCAAAGACCAUCCAGUGUAGUAGCCAUUGAAGGAAAAGAUGCCGUCCUGGAGUGUUGUGUUUCUGGCUACCCUCCGCCAAGUUUUACCUGGUUGCGAGGAGAGGAAGUCAUCCAACUCAGGUCUAAAAAGUAUUCUUUAUUGGGUGGAAGCAAUUUGCUUAUCUCCAAUGUGACAGAUGAUGACAGUGGAACUUACACCUGUGUGGUCACGUAUAAAAAUGAGAAUAUUAGUGCCUCUGCAGAGCUCACAGUCUUGGGUAAGUUAAUGACUGGAGAUGAGUUUCCAUCGGACCCUUCAAGAUAUACUACCAUAACACUAAAUGCUCAUCACUGA